This is a messenger RNA of Haliotis rubra (blacklip abalone), 1786 nucleotides long. Its product is annotated as dehydrogenase/reductase SDR family member 4-like. Bases 567 to 1397 code for a protein of 276 amino acids. The record is from RefSeq and is a predicted model, not a curated record. The transcript has 10 exons. NCBI's taxonomy places the organism in Eukaryota, Metazoa, Mollusca, Gastropoda, Lepetellida, Haliotidae. Gene Ontology annotation, molecular function: carbonyl reductase (NADPH) activity.
GAUCAUGCCAAACUUGCCCAACCAUUAUAUCUUAACUUGAUUUGGACUCCUUUUCAACUUUAUUCUCUCGGGUCGGGUACAAGACCAACUUUUAGUCUAUCUCUAUAUUUUUCUGUUAGGAGAAGGAAUAAUUCCUUUUAAAUUGAAAAGAAGCCCCAGUGAGUUUGGAGAAUAUAAAGCUUGCCGAAAUCUAAAAGGGAAAAUAGUAGGGUUCAUGGACCCUACAUUAUUUGGGAUAGUGUACACGCAUCAGACAAGCACCCAGCUUACAAAACAUGCGGGUCGAACUGUAAGCUGGUUCCCGACUCCCUUUGCGCAUCGUAUGUUGCGAUAUGCGAGACGGGGCCCAGCUUAAGUUGUGUACACGCCAAGGGCUCUAAAUCACACCAUCUACCGUAAAGUAAUGCAGAUGCCGUAUAAAUGUCGCUGUGUGGAUUUAUGUGAGCUCCGUACAGAGAUCCCGGAACCGAAAACCGAUCAUCCAAUGCAGUAAAAUUAAUACACUGCAGCGGAGUCUUUGUUGAUCAAGUCUCAAACCAUCGAAAUAUUAAUUUUAAUAAGAAUUAAUGUGGUCCAGAGUGUUCCGUCCUGUCUCUGUGACUCCUUGUAUUUUGAUGAGAAUGGCAAGCUCUACAGGCAGUGGGAAAUUGGCAGGCAAGGUUGCCGUGGUGACAGCUUCUACAGAGGGCAUUGGUUUUGCCAUAGCACGUAGACUGGGUCAAGAUGGAGCGAAGGUGAUGGUAAGUAGUCGGAAACAAGCCAAUGUGGACGCAGCGGUCAAGCAGCUCCAGUCUGAGAACCUCAGCGUAGCUGGUAUCACGUGUCACGUCGGGAAGGCUCAAGAUCGAGCAAAGCUGAUUCAGGAAACAGUGAAGACGUUUGGUGGUAUAGACAUAUUAGUCUCCAAUGCAGCUGUCAAUCCAGUAUUUGGGCCGAUCAUGGACACAUCCCCGGAAUCAUGGGACAAGAUAUUCGAUAUUAAUGUCAAGGCAACAUUCUUCCUGUGCAAAGAGACUUUACCGUACAUAAAAGAGAGAGGCAAGGGCUCAAUAGUUCUCAUCAGUUCUGUUGCUGGAUAUGUACCCUUUAAUCUGCUGGGCCCCUACUCUGUAAGUAAGACAUCGCUGCUGGGUCUGUCCAAGGCCAUGGCCCCUGAACUAGCUGCCGACAAUAUCCGGAUAAAUGUGGUGUGCCCGGGACUCAUCAAAACCAAAUUCAGCCAAGCCUUGUGGAAGAGUGAUGCGGCCCUUGAGAAGACACUUGAAGGGAUCCCCCUCAGACGAAUCGGUGACCCCGAAGAUUGCUCAGGGAUUGUGUCCUUCUUGGCAUCUGAUGACUCGAGUUACGUAACAGGCGAGUCCGUGCUUGUGACUGGAGGAAUGACAGCCAGACUGUGAUUACACUGUAUAAACAGAGAACUUCAUGAAAGAAGUGUAUGAUAAUCAGAUGAUUGAUAUAGGAUGAUUGAUUGAGGGAUGAGUCUUGGUGCAGCAGGAUGUGUUGAUAUCACAUCAUCAAAACAAUAUCUUAUUUAGUUUUGUCUUCAUUUUGUACUUUUGAUAACUUUAAGAAAAAAUGUUCAAAAUGAGCUUAGGUUUGAAACAUUUUUGGAAACAGUAAGACUGCUUUCUGUAGAUCUUGAUUUCCAAUGACAGUAACUCAAACCACAAUGUAAUAUACUUGUAUAAUUGUAAUAUCUAUGUAAUACUGGUUACUGUUACAUUUAUACAUCAUCAUCAUUAAGAAGAUAUUUAAUAAAACACAUGUACCAUUUACUAAUAUGUUA